Molecule: messenger RNA, 24721 nt
Organism: Pocillopora meandrina
Lineage: Eukaryota; Metazoa; Cnidaria; Anthozoa; Scleractinia; Pocilloporidae
Source: the annotation of a GenBank genome assembly
AUGUCAGAAGACGAAUAUGAUGCUCUAACGGAAGAAGAGAAAGCUGAGGUUGAUAGGAAACACUUGGAGCAAAAGAAAGAGAGAAGAAAACGAGAGCUAGAAAGACAGGAGAGGGAGAAGAAAGAAAGAGAACUGCAAGCUUUGAUGGAGGAAAAAAGACUCGAGGAGGAGCGGUUAGUGAUUCCUAAACUGUUUUCUUUAACAUGGAAGACAAAUCUGAUAGCUUGGCCCGGUACCUCCUGAGAUCUGAUGAGUAAUUCUCCCUAUUAGUUGCUAUGUAUUUCUUUGUAAAUAAGUAGAGAGAUUUAAGCGUCAAAUAAAGCUAACACUAAUGCUAAUAUUGUUAAAUGUUUUGCCUGACGUGUAGUGUGGCUUUUGCCAAAACAAGCAUUUGUGAUCAGUUUAGUAAUUGUGGUUUUACGACCCUCAGUAGAAAAGCUCUCUAUUAUUCUAAUAUUUUGUUUUUGCUGCAUCUUUCUUUCAGUGGUAAUCAAAAAGGUAAACGCCGAGGAGCUCAACAAGCAGGAGGUGCUGGAGCUAAGAAAGGUCAUGAUGGAAAGGAAAAGAAACCUGAGAAAAGCAGUGAUAAGCUAACACCUAAUCGCACCACUGGUCUGUCUACACAAGCACAGCCCUUCGACACGCGCACGGGCGCCCCGUCGGUGAUUUCCGAGCGUUCCGACAGCAGUGAUGUUACCGACGACAAGAAGCGACUAAGUAUCGCCAAAGUACAGAAACAUCGCCAGUCAUCGGCCAUCAUGAACCCUCCGUUGAUCCCGCAAGCUGAGGAAUCUAAACCACCGACUGAGGAAGAGGAGAGGGAGAAGGAGCUUACUAAAAAGUAGGUGGCGUUAGGUACUAAUAAGACUUACUCUAACUGUUUUUGUAGAGAGCGUUCAACGGCAAUUUAACGAUUCUACCAUUUAGUCCCCACAACCGCGUUCCAAAUUACAUCAUACUUAAUUCUCUUCACUGAAAAGUAAGGCUGACUUGAAGAUGAUUUUGACUUGACCUUUUAACUUCCACGAUUUGACUUAAGAUUCUCGCCUCUCGCUGAUCUUUUCCUUGUAAGUUAAAUUUAGAAUCGAGAAUUGAGAAUUUGAGGUCACAUCAAGAUCACGCACGUAACCUGAAAAGUGCGCCAGUUCUUAUUAUCUGUUUCCUGAAUAAAGUAUUUUAAAAUGUAAGACGGAUGAACAUUAAAAGCUCUUAAAGUUAGGUGUAGAACAUCUUACGAGGUAUACCCUCUGAUUUUUAAAAAGAAUCGCAGCACAUACUUCGUAGUCGCGAGUUGAGAUCGUUUACCGGUGUGGAGUUUAUUGGACAUUUCAUUUGUUCUUCAUGAUUCGUUCUUUUGGGAAAAAUGAAAUUUUCAGUUCAUGUUGAUUGGAGAUUUUUACCUUGGCCCUCGACAAACAGCGAUCUUCAUUACGAUUGUAGAGGGGUUUGCAGCCGAUAUUGUUGGAAUGUCAAACAAUGAUUCUCUCUCUUUAAGUGUGAUAGGGUGUCAUUGAAAAAAGAACAAAUUACCAGCACACUAAACUUUUUUUUGACGGUGUCGUAGAUUUAAUGCAUUCGAGACCAGUUUCCGAGACAUUGAUGGCUUGCUGCAAAACUGGGAUCGAUCUACCGGCACUGUGGCGCGUGCAGACACUCCCAAGUCUGAGAACUUUGAGGACUUUCUUCCGGCGCCUGGAUCGACCAGGCGAGGUCGAGACAAGAAAGAGAAAGAACUUAGAGAACGAGAGAAGGAGAGAGAAAAAGAAAAAGCUAAGGAGGUGUGUGAUAUAUACAAGCUAGGUGAUCUGAAUCUUAGUCCUUAACAUUUCACUCCCAAGAUCUCAUUGGUAAUUCUUCCUACUAUCUGCGAUAAAAUUCUUACGGAGCUGGUUUGGAGAAUUUGGUAUAAGAUCAACUGAUAAUCCCCUGAUUGAUGUUUUUCUUUAUUCUCAUCACUUGUCUGCCUGACGUUAUAUUGAUAUCGUAAGGAGAAAUUCUUUCUUGGUCACUCAUGGGAAUCAAAGGGUAAAUAGAAGGGAAAACUCUCCCAGACUCAAUACAACGUAAAAAAAAUCAUUUGGAAUUUCACGGUACAUUUUGGAUAAAACUGUUGAGGAAAGAACUGCCGGGUGAUGAUUACGCGGUUGGGUUUCUGGUAAAACUGCGAACCAACUAACUAACUAUCUUCUCUUAAAUCGCAUGGAAAAUGUACGUUUUUUCAAAUUUCGUGCUGCUCUGUUUGUGUAUGAAUGUUGGAAUACCAUGAGCUUGCUAAAGAAAGUCGUUUAGAGGGAAGAUGGUUUACUUGUAAUCGUCUGACACAUGUUGUAAUCUUGAUGGAUCCAACGGUAAGCCAACUGAUUUCCUUUUUUUUCGUCUAGUAAGAAAACUAUUGAGAGUUUCAUUUAACCAACUCGAUGCUGCUGUUCCCAGCAUAUUUUCGCGCAAGGCCUUUUCAUCUAAAACAGAUUUGUCUUAAUCUUGACUUCUACAUGUUGCUUUGCCGUCAGAUUUCUGACUCUCCGAUGUCAGCGGUCAGCGGUGAUCAUGAUGAUGACGAAGAUGGCGGUAAAAAGGACGGGGUGGGUGUACCACAGCUUAUUGUGGACACAGGAAACCCAACAGAGUCACAGGCUGAACAGACACUAGCGAAAGGAAUUUUGCCAACGGUUGAAGAGGUAUCCCAAUAAGGAUUGGUUAAGAUUACUUGGUGUUCGUUCGCACACUUAUGCACACAGUGGAACUUGCAAAAGUUUUGCUGUCGCUUUAUUCACGCUUUGUCACCUUUGCUCCUCUGUUCACAAUAGAUCGUACGUUGUGUUACAUUAAAAAUCUCUAUUUCUCGCGUAAUUUCUAUUGGCCACAGCAACACUACAUUUGCGUUCACCGGCGCGUUUAGUUGAACUGGUUUUUCAAGUUUGGUGAAGUUAUCAGAAAGCCAAUUCUUCAACUAAAUACGAAAAAAUUUCGUAUUGAGUCACGCAACCAAACAUUUAACCUGCAAUAAUGGCCCAUUCUUCUUCAUUUUUGUCUUCGACGGGAGUGCACAACAGGGAAACGAGAAGUCGACGUAAUAGUAUCCUAGUCGGAAAGGGAAAAAAGGAGAAAAAGGGAACAUUCGGAGUAAAUAGGUACUUCUAUUGGUUUUUGUGUCCUCCUCAGUGAUCAUGUGACUGUACCCAUUUUAGGUAAUGGACGGUCUGGGUCUAGGACCCCAUGGUCCUCCUAUCCCACCCCCGGCCACUUUUGCUGUAGUGCCGUAUCCCGUACGGAGACGUCCACCCCUGGGAUUAGAUCCCCCUUCUCAUUAUGUGUUCGUGGCGUCGGGGCCAGAUGAUCCUAAUGCCCCUCAGGAAGAUAAGACGAAAGAAGCUGAACCAGAAGUGGAGAAAACACCUGAGAAACCACCGGUUAGUGCGUUGUUAUUAUUAUUAUUAUUAUUAUUAUUAUUAUUAUUAUUGUUGUUGUUGUUGUUGUUGUUGUUAUUACUAUUAUUAUAAUUUCACUUUGAUUGUUAUGAUUACUGUUAUUAUUAUUGUUAUUAUGUUUACUGUUAUUUAAUAUUUAUUGAUCUUUUCACGUACACGUUCAAACGAGCCUAGUGCUCCUCGGAGGGGUGUGCUUAAAUAAAGUAUUGUUGUUUUUUUGUUGUUGUUAUUAUUACUUAUAGCCCAUGAUCCAUAAAUUAGAUCGCAAAGCAGAUAAAGUGGAUUCGAGUACGAAUUGUAUGUUUAACUCUCUGUGAAAAAAUGACUAAGAUGAAGCAAAAUUGCAUUUGUUUUCCUUUGACAAGUUGCUCCCAGUGAGUUUUUCAGUUGUGUGAUAAAACUUUCCGAAAACGUCUAACUUAAAAAUACGCGAUUGCCGUUUUACAUUCAUUUAGAAAAGGUUCCGGUUCAUAGAAACGCAAAUGGCUCAUAACCCGCUUCUUGCCUCGAUAGAUUACAAAUUUACGUAUCAGUGAUCAUUAGCUUUUAUUUCCAUCAUCUAACACUGAUUUGUUCACAAUACUGUUCGCUCCUCUAACGGUAGGAACAUGGACGCAAGGGCCGCAAAGACAAGGAUGAUAGAGAGGGAGGUACAAAGUCCAGAAAGGAGAGAGGAAGUUCCGCCCGGAAGGGAAAAGCAGCACACGGGGCUCCCUCACCUCCCCCCAGUAUCACCCCUGCAGAAGAAGACAAGAGGUUAGUUUUGUAGCAAACUAUUUUGUUAAAGCGUAGCUUGUUGACUAUGCUGGUACCAAAUUGCUUUAAUACUUAAGUAAUGAAUUUCCAACCCGACUUUCUGUUUCUUCCUCUUACAGUGAAACUGCAGCGGUGCCCAGCACCCCUCAACUCGUCAGCCACCGCUGGGUCAUUCCUGCCAAUGAUACAGUGAGGUUGCGCAUUCGUUUUCGGUCCGAGGAGCUGGGUCAGUUUGACCAGACAUUGAACUUUGAGAUCAUGGGGACGCGCCGUCGUUAUCAGCUGUUUUGCCGCGGCGUCUGCGCUUUUCCCGCCAUCAGUCGCGAGCCGCGAGUGGUGUUCCCUCACCGCCGGAAGUACCGCAAACCGGAAGAGAUCGUGCAUAAGAAAUACGUUCUAAGCAGUGAGACUUUUGAAUUUGGUCCAUUGCUUUGUGGUAAGUCUGAGUGCUUUGGCCUUUUUCAUAAGUUGUGGUAAAAAUAAGUUGAGUCAAAAAAUUCCUUUUGUCACUUUAUUCACAUCUUGAAGCGUCUUGUCUUCUAGAAUUCUGGAAUAUCUUUUUAUACGUGGUAAUGUUCUAACCUUGAGGUUGCCUAUUUAAAUGGAAUCACUCUACAACCGAGAUUCUACUUGAGGAAUUGACGUUAAAUUCCAUUAGUGCUGGCUUCUUGCUUUUAAAGCCAUUUAUCUGCAAAUAAUCUUCAUGUAUUGCAUGACAGGAAAGACUCGAGACCGGUACAAGGAAGGCAAGUAUCCAGAGAAUAUGGAAAAGAUUGUGAUUUGCAACACCUCUCCAUUGGAAGCAGAUGUCAACUUCUGUUUCCAGCAGGAUAGCACAGCGGUUACCUUCAUUAUUGAUCCGCCCAACAUGAAGUUGAAGCCAGGCGAGAGUCAGGUAGGAUAACAUGAAAUAAUUUCCUAUAGAAAAGGAAAAAGGGAUAAGGACAAGACUCCUUGGAUAUAGAUCCUGAUUUUUUAAGUGGAAGGAAACCAGGCUUUGCCAUUUUUGUCCUUGAAUUCUUUCAAGGCUCACUGAAGAGGAAGUACACUCGUAAAUGUGGGGAAUAUUUGGUCCUGUUUCCUAGAGACACUGAAGAUUCGCAAGUUGAAUAAACAAGAAAUUUAUUGUAGCGUAAAAACCUCCUGACCUUGUCAUGGCGAUGCCCGAGAAAACCCCCGUCCGGACAAAGAUUUUAUUCAAUUGAUUCGAAAGUCGAGAAAUCCAAGAUAACUAAUAACCUAAUUACGAAACGGAAAUAAAAGUCACACAUUCUUAAAAGCUGUAACAUAGCAAGUCACGCCGUCACACAAAGUUCUUCUCAUAAAUGUUCUCAGUGAAGAGUUGUUGAGGAAUUACAAAAGUUUCCUAUUGUGCACCUUACAGACGCAGGCGUUUUAAAUACCUGUCACGAAAGGCAAUAGUAAGCGGCACAAUUAUAAACAAAAAACCGAUCCUUUUCGCCAAUAAUGGUAUCAAAUAGAAGGUUAAUGUGGUGCUAACCCAAGCUUCAAACCAUGGUAAUGUCUGUGCGAAGAGAGUUCACUGAACGGUGCGAGAUCACUUACUGCUACUAGUCAAUGCUCAACGUCUGUAAAUAGUAAGAAUUAUUGUUGCUGUUGUAGGACCUCACUCUGUGGGCAUAUCCCAAGACACCAGGCUUCUUCGAAGAUGCUGUGGUGUGCUGUAUUCGAGAGAAUCCUGAGCCGGUUGUGUUUAAGAUUUCCUGUCAUGGUGUUCGGCCCGAGCUGGAGUUGGAUCGGAGACAGCUGCAGUUUGAUAGAGUUUUACUACACAGGUCUGUUUAAAAAAUGAUGGCGCUUCACAGUUUAGUACAUGUUUACCCACCUUUUUUACCCUACAUGAAACAACUAAAAAAUGUUUUAGCAAAGUCAAAUCGAUUUAAAGUAAUAUUUGCUGAACGAGUCGGCGCAAUUUCAAAGGCGAAAUAGUCCUCGGUUUGUGAGUCUGUGCUGUGACCAUUGUUGUGUUGCCCUUGUUAACUGAGUUGUUAGGAAUUACAUAAUUACUUUACAUAAUACUCAUGCAGUUAUUGAAAUGCUUUUUGCGAUUAUUUUAGCAAAACGUGGUUGAAAGGGAAGCACGAGUGCCCAAAUUAUAUUUUGUGGUUUUUGGAACUAGCGUUUAGAAUUUGUGCCCUGCUUUGUUGUGUUUGAGGGUUUUGACUCCAUUGUCUGAGCGCUCCCCUCCUUGCUCAAAGAUGAAUAUGAGAAUUAGUCAGACUAAAACAAACUGAAUUACUCACUCACUCAUCCUCCGCGCGCUCUUUAGGACCCCCGCAUGCAGCAAUGAAAACAUGCUUAAUAACUCUUUUUUCGUUGUUCUAUUUUCAGGAAAGACACAAAAACGAUCUUCCUUCGUAACAGCACUCUGCUACCUGUGGCUUGGCGAGUGAAUGGGAUGGACAAUCUGGGUGAUGACUUUUCGUUGACUACUGAACAUGGCAUGAUCGAUGCUAAAUCAGAGUUUGCUCUUCAGAUGCACUUCAGAGCUGUUCGGCCAACCAACGUAAAAAAGAUUGUGAGGCUGGAGGUACGUAACAUUCUAAUUACAAAUUGAAAACUUUCAGGAAGUGAGCCUUUGGCACGCGUAACUGUAAGUCUUCAAUUCGAUAAUAUUUUAGAUAAAUCCGAAGAAGUGUGAUGAUUUAAUUUGAUGUUGAUAAACGAAGAUAUACUUGACUUGAAUGAGGUAAGAGUAGAGGUCUGCUAGAGCUUAUUCCGGACUCUAUGGCUCGAGGUGACUAGGAGUAUGCCCCUCCACCUGGAUGGGACGUUAAGCUUUUGGAAAUGCUCCCGUUAAAAUAUCUCCAUAACAGAAAAAAAACUAGUUUAUCACCGUUUAUUCUAUUACUUACGCAUUCUAGUGCUCACGAAAACAACAGUAACUCUCUCCACAUACUUACUCUCCACAAGAAUCACCUGUCAAUCACGCUCAGUACUAGUUUCCAUCAAAGCCAGUCCCUGCUUGCAGCCCGUAGGCCAGUUCUUCGCUGUAGCUGUAGUUACUGAGGUUUUAGUGCAUUUUUAUGAACUAAAAUGUUUUGUAUUUCAAAGGUUUCUGAUGUAGAACAGAUCAUGGGCUUGGUGCAGGCAGAAAACAUUCAAGUUCAUGCAGAGUCUUAUGAUGUCGCUCUAGAUAUGAGUUUCCCUAAAGGUACGUAGGUUGACAAGGACAUGUAUGGGGAAACGUUUACCUGUGUUUUCAUAUGGGCAGUAAAGUAAUAAUGACGAUAGACUGUCACGAAACGAAACCCAAAGGAAUACCCGUGAAUAUUUCAUUUUAAGAAGUGUCAAAAUAUUCAACCGAGGACUGUCUUAACCCUUUACACCCAAACAUCAGUAUUUAUAUUCUUCAUACUGUUCUCCAUACAUUUCCCAAGGAGCUGACAAGGAGAAUUUAUUCAACAAUCCAUAAUUUUUUCUUUUGGUGAUCAUUUCCUUUAUUCUCGUAACCUUAAUGUGUUACUCAGGGGGGAUAUUGUCAAGAGAAACUAGAUGCUAUUCACUCUUAGGGGUUAAAGGGCUAAGCGUAACGGUCGGGAAAAGAAAACAUUAAAGAAAUUGUAUUUACUGGAAUGUCUUCGCCUUGUGACCUUCAUUUCAUAUUCGUUCUCAAAAAAAUUUUGCUUUACGUUGUCUUUUCAGGUGCAGACGGCGGUCUUGACUUUGGUGUUCUCAAAGUUUUGGAUGAAACAAAGCAGACUUGUUCUCUAAAGAACAAAGGCAAGUUUGAAAUCAACUUCAAUUUCGCGUAUGAGCCAACAGAAGGUUCGCCAGCAGACGUAGCACAGCUGUUUACAGUGAUACCCAACAAGGGUCCCCUACUACCUACCGAUCGACCCACUCAAGUACAGGUCAUCUUCAGGUCCAAGAGCGAGAUUACUAUUAAAGACCAGCCUGUACUCAAAUGCCAGGUAAACAAUGUUUUCGCUUAUCGUUGAACGAUAUUGUAGAUAUUUCAUGGCUUGGACCUUCUUAUGCCCCCGUCUUUAAUGAAUUACUCCUGCCUCCCCAAUAGUUAUAAUACCAAGCACAGUUAUCGUUCUUUUAAAAAGUCAAACAAUCAAAACAAAACCUAAAGCUAAAAAGAGUUCUUGAGAGGAAUGGCAUUAUAUUUUAGUUUUGCGUUAUUAGUUUAGCCUAGAAAUGGGGGAAACGGAGCUUUGGGCGGUUGUGUCUUUACUAAAAGCAAUUUUCUUUUUUCGUUUGUUUUUGUUUUGUUCACUUAUAUGAUUUGAAACUCAAUAUUUUCGUUAGCUUCUUUUCGAUAAACAUCUCACUUGUAAUAAUAAAAUUUAGCGAGAUCACACAGCGUUUCGGUAUUCACUUGAUUCGAAAUUAUAACAAAACCUUGUGUGAUUUCGCUUAUUUUAUUCUUAAAGAAAAUUUUAAAACAUUUCAAAAACUCACCAUUCAAUUCCAAUCGCCUCCCUUUAUCUGUCAGAUUGAUAUAAUUGACUUUUCUAUCCAUAUCUUCAUUGGUUCUUUCAGAUCGUAGAGCCUCACCUUGGCGAAGGUGGCGAGGUGAUCGCCAGCAUUCCCAUAAAACUUAGCGUGCGCUCUGUCUACAGCAAGUACGCCGUAUCGCCGGUCAGUGACAUUAACUUUGGAGCCAUGCUAAUCAACACUAAGAAAACCCGGGUGUUCACUAUCGAGAACAAGGGAGAGUUUGAAUUCCGUUACUCAGUCCUAAAGAUGAUCAACACGGUGGCACAAGGACGCCAGAAACUGGGGCUACCCGCGAAAAGGGCCAAAUCGCGUGAUGGGUCGAGUUCGGGAAGAUCUCAACAAGACAAACCGUCUAAACCAAAGAGAGCAGAUUCAGUACGAGGGUAUGUAAGAUUACUUAUAUGACAGUACACAAGCAUGAAUUUCAGCAUGCUCAUUGCCUGACAACACGUCGUUCCACCGCAACCUGCACAAAAAUAUUAAAUCGAUGCAGGAUGUUGAGAUAUACUGUAAAUUAUUCAAAAGAAGCCAAGUAAUUUCAUUGUUAUUUGAUAUGAAUGAGCACUCGGAACCAAAUUGCAUAAGGAAGUCGUUUGAUAAACUGUAUGUAUUCAUUCUACCAGUUGAGCAUCUGUGACCUUCUACUGUUUUCUGCAUUACACUUUUCAGUUUACAAUCCCUGUCCGCGCAGUGUUGAAAUAAAUGCUGUUUUCUCUUUUUUUUUUUCCUCAGAGCCGAGUUGACCACAGGGGCACCAAACAUUCGCCUUCAGCUUGGAAUGUUUACAGUCUACCCAGCUGUCGGGAGCGUGCAGGCCGGUAGUUCUGUGCAAGUAACGGUGGAUAUGAUCGCUGAAAAUCCAGGCUUCUCAGAAGAGGUUGGUAAGAUUUUUCCCCACGCGCGCGCAGUGUCUUGAGAUGUCUCCAUUACGUCAUUUGUUUUGCGCGAGCGCGACGGAUUUUAAACGAAGUCAAUUGUGACGUAAGCACUUGAUUGUGCGUCAGUUUGUCGAUAACUUUCUGCACUCACUUGAACGUCAAGCCAACGGCUGCUAGUUUUGCACGGGGACAGGAAUUUGCCUUUACAGCUUCUUGUAGAAUCGAUUUCAUAUUCUCACAAAGUUUAUUUCCCCCAACGGUUUGUCUUUUUUUUAUUUCAGGACAUUGCCAUUGACAUCUCAGACCGCCCGCCGUCCGACCAACCACAGGGAAUACCUUAUAAACUGAUUGGAGAAGCAUGCAUUCCCGGGAUCACCACAAUCGCCCCAGACACAGUUGGCUCUAUAUUCGAAGAACACUUAAUCGUCAAACAAUUGAAUUUAUUCCAGUACCUGACGCACGACCUCGCGAGUGGCUCUGGAGUGUAUGGAGAGGACGAGAACAAGUUUAUAUUUUACAACACUAUUGUUGGACGAAAAGCCAAAGCGAGGUUUAGAAUUGGUAAUCCGAACAAGGUACGUGGAAAGUGAUCGUGGUUUGCAGUGGUUUUACCUCAUUGUGCUUUUUGAUUGCUCUAGGAAAGUGAGACCAAUUUCCUUACCAAUCAGAUACAAAAAGUGAAAUCAAUCUUAGUUGGUAACGUAUGUCUUUCCGAGUUUGAGUGUUGUUUACCUUUGGUCGUCGUUAAUAUUUUUGUUUUUGAGAAGGUCUUUAAUGCUACUAUGCUUCGAUUAUUGUUAUUUCUUGCAACAUUUCAAAACUUUCUUUGUUUAAUCGUUUUGAAAUCUUGGCAUGCACAUCUCAUUUGCCUGAAACCCUCCAUUACUCAAGCCAUAACGUGAGUCCAAGUUAAUUCUCGCUUCAAGCGAUAGCUUUAAGGUCGUUUUUGAACAUCCUUUUUAGGAGAAUUAAGUUCCUUAACUUUUAAUGACGAGCGGUGUGAUGUUUAUUUUCUCAACACUUCAGGUGCCAUGCGACUUGGUUCUCUCCGUGAAACCGCAGUCCAUGAAACCAUCUGCUCGUUGGCACGACGUCUAUGAGAUUGAACCCCAGCGUGCCUCGAUCCCAGCUCACAGCUAUGUGUACGCGACUGUGACCUUCAGUCCUCCGUCCAUGCAAACCUACAACGCUACUCUUGAAGCAGCCGUAGAUGGGAUGCCUAGCGCUAUGUCAAAGUACCGCAACCUAACGUUCGACAUCCAGGGUGAAGGAAACCUUCCUAGAAUCACCGUGGUUCGACCCACUGCUCGAAACAAGAAAGGUGCUCCAGUCCUUUUGUUCCGACGCCUUUUACUGGGACGUACUCAAGUGCUCUCGCUCUCGCUAAAGAACGAAGGCACAUUGAUGGCCCGAGCGAAUAUCGAUUUGAAAGACCCCGAAGGUGUGUACAAGAUUUCAUGUGUGGAAGGUACCAAAGCUAUGAAGCCACUUGACGACGGUGAAGACGACGUAGAUCCGAAGUCGCGAGUUCACACCUUGUCUGUGGUGGUCCCCAUGGGUAAGACGGCAGAUUUUGCGAUCGAGUUCAACCCCUCCCUGGUGGGGCGUUCGCUGGGCGAGAUUAGGCUGUCAUUAAUGGAUAAUCCUUAUGAAGAAAGUACAGUUCAACUAAUUGGAGAAGGUUAUGAAGAUGAAGUGACCAUAGAUAAUAUACGGUCUUUUGUUCAGACUGAGGAACUGGCGGCUGAGACGGAGAUCGACGACGACACUCCAGGUAUUAUUGGGAAAUGAGCUGAUAGCUUUUCGUUUUUAGUUGUAAAACUUGAUUCGCUUCUUACUUUGUGGUUUCAGAAGAAACAGUGCUCUUAAAACGUGUGAUUAGCCUUGAAAUUCAUGUCGCAGACCUUAAACAUUCAUCAAACGCUGGUCAUCACUAGUAUUAUCUUUGUUGUUGACGUUUUUGAACUUUUUAUGACGCGUGUUGCAUAGAUACGGCCUACGAAAGGUACUAUUAUCCUUUUAGUUACGUUUCCUUCUUUCAUUUGUAUUAUUCGUAGCAUCACGAGAAAACCACGUCAAAUUUGGGGAUUGUGCCGUGGGUGUGUCCAAACAGCUGUCAUUCACACUGACAAACCAUUCUUCCUCGGACCCAGUGCGCUUCACUUGGUCCCCGCCGCCUGAGGUGACAUUUUCUCCGUGCACAGGACACUUACAGCCAAACUGUGCAAAGGAUGUCACAGUAACCUUCUGUUCUAACGAGCCAAAGACAUAUUCAGCGACAAACAUUCCUUGUAAAGUCACUAAGAUCAAGCUAGGAGAGGCGCAGGAUAAAGUACGUCUUAAAAUAGAAAAAAUGGAUUGUAUGGUAAAACGUGUAAAUUAUCUAAAUGUCAUUUUAGGCUCUUUGUAGAAGGUAGAAUUCGUCACAAAUUUCGGUGAUCUCAUUUAAUUUUGUGGAAAGAUUCGUGGCUUUGUCUUCGACAGAACAAAAUUAAGAAUAAAAGAGAGCGAAAGAUGAUGGUGCUGCUCUUCGACAAUGUUAGUUUUAAGAUGUUUUAUGAUGAUCAAACCAUUUUGUAAGUGGCAGCUUUAAGCCUCAGCGACACUCAAUAGAUUUGAUGACUUGAUUAUCUUCAUGAUCUUCGAAUUUAAUUUAAUUGUUAUUUUUAACUUAUUACCAGUCUAAACCAUGCCGAAAAAAAGCAAAGGGAUGUGGAGUUGACUUGAUAUUUGAUUUUUUCCCGACAAUUUGUUGUUUGGAUGUUCAUCAAUGUAACAGAGUGCGUUUGAGUUGCUUACUUAAUUUCCUUUUCUUUAGGCGGUGGACUGGGACGAUCGCAUGCGCACUGUAAAGUGGAUAGACGUGGCACCUGGUGAAGACCCUUCCACUGGCGUGAGGAAGUCCCCCCGGCCUUCUAAGAAGAAAGUCAUUGAAGUUGAAGCUGAGCCUCCAUAUACAGCGCUAGAAAACAGCACCAAAGACGUGGAAUUGUUGCUUACUGCUGUGUGUGACUUUGCUAAAUACCGCUGUAAAGUCGAGAACAUACACUUCAAAGAUACACUGAUGUUUCAGUCUCGUGUGUACAGGUGAGCUGUGAGGUAUUUGUAGAUCAUCUCCGUGAAACACACCUUCCUUGUAAUGUUUUUCAGACACAAUCUUUAGAUUCUAUUGGGUGUGUUUUCGUACCGUUCAUGGUGAAGUGUUCUAGAUGUGAAGUUAGUAACUCAUUUCUUUGAUACCUAACUAAGAAAAAGCUUUUCCACUUAUAAAAAAACUUGCUGUAAAGGUAAAGAAAAAAUAUCUUCUCCAGUUUUACAGUCUCAAACAAAGGUGAUGUGCAGCUCGAUUACAAGUGGCAUUUUCAGCCAGUGGAAAAACCAAAGACUGUCAGCCUAGCCGAGCCGCCCGAGGUAGGACCCGAGAGACCCGAAAGCUCCGCUGGACAAUCCACCGGUCAGCGAACCGUUCGCCCCUCCACUUCAACAGGGGGCUCAUCAGUGCACCCUCCUAGACGUGUACCUCCAACCACUCAAAGACCUGGGUCCUCCAUGGGUGGGCGGCCGUCAAGCGCCCUGGCUCUUGCCUACGAGGCAGGCAGUGUAGUGAGCGAAGGAGGAAGCGAUGUGUUCCCUUUUGUGAUUGAGCCAGAAAGUGGAAGCAUCCCUGCAGGGAAGAAGGGUAGCUUUGUUGUGAAGUUCUCACCGUUAGAUGUGUCCGAGUAUGAUGCUCUGGUGACCUUCAGGUAAUACUGUGGUGCGAUGCUGUAGCACACAGACUCAUCAAAAAAUAAACAAACAAGCAAGAAAACUCUCUUAAGGAAAAAAAAACAUCCCGACGUUUUUGAAAAAAGAAAAAGUAACAUACAAACUCGCAUCAACGAAAACAUGCAAUUCGUUUAAAUGGUAACAUGAUCUGUGAAUAUUUGUUCCUCUCCGCAAUGCUAUUUAUUUUAAGAACUUGUUUGUUGGCACGCAUGCCAAAUUUUUGUUUGAUGUAAAGGGGGGACGGGACAUUAGAAUCAGCGAAAAACUUAACCCACGUAUGACGUCAGAGUAACUCAAUGUAAUAACAAGUUUCUCUUUAAUAUUUUCAUCUUUGCAGUGCCAACAAUCUCCCGCCAGACACAGGCGGCUUCUCCAUUCCCGUUCGUGGAAGGAGCCUUCUUCCUUAUUGUCACUUUGAAUUGGAGGAGUCAGAUUAUGUUUCCGGGGGGAGAAGGAACCCCGAGUUAAGAGGUCCUGGUGGGGCUCCCCCCGGAUCUACCUUAGAUCCCACCACGAAAGUUAUCGAGUUCAAGUCGUGCGGAGUUAAAGUUAAAAACAUAAAGUAAGUUACCAUUGAAAUUUUCAUUAACCUGCGACAAAGUAAAAAAAUAUAACAAACUAACUAAUAUUUCCUUCAAUAUGUUAUCGCACUUCAAAGCCUGAUGAUAAAAAAUUUAGAUUUAAGAAUAGAACUUCCAAACAUGAGACCUUUUCUGGACUUGUUUUCAAACCUUGGAGGGGUUAAAAAUUCAAUUCUUUAAUGCUUAAAUUUAAAUCUGUCCUCAGAGUCAAAUUUAGUCUUUGCCCAAUUCUCAAUUAUAUUGAUUCAAGUACGUGUCAAAAUCCCAAUUCCGGUUACUUGAAUCCAAAUUUUACGGCCUAAAAUUGGUCAAAUCCCAUGUUAUUAUGUUCGGAAGCCGAAAGAGGAAACUUGGUCAAAACUAUCUGCGAAAUGCGUGUAAGACACAGUCAGGAUCAGUUGGUGUGUGUCUACUAAUAAUUGAUAUGUUCCCAUAGACGUUUUAGCGUCAUAAACCCAUCCAACACAAGCUACAGUUUUGUGUGGACCAGUGAGGACACACUGGAUGGCGCGCCCCCAGAAACGGUCAAUUUCCGGUGCCUGACUCCCGAGGGGACCAUACUGAGUGGGAAGAAGUACGAGAUGGUGUUUGAGUACGUAUCAGACUCGCUGGACCUGGUUGAAUCAUUUUGGCGGUUCUUUGUGCCUGAAUACAGCUUCUCCAUUCCAUUUGUUAUGGUGGGGCAUACAUUUGAGCCCGCGCUGUCAUUUGACAGGUCUCACAUAAACUUCAGGGAAAUGCUGCUUGGUGAGUAUGGCGUUUCUCAUGAUUGUGAUUUUUUUGUCAUUUUGCGAAGUGUUUAAAUAUGUUCAGAGAGAAAGAGAUUAGAAGAUAUUAGCACAGUAAGGUUGGAAAACAUGAAGGAGGCCAUAAUAAACUCAGAGGAUACAAUAAUGGCGAUGGGCGAAGAAGAUUAAACCAGAUUGCAGUUGACGAGCUAGAAAAAUUUUCACGAAGUUUUACAACAUGAACAACUUGUGACUCAGCUCGUGGCUGUAAUUGAUCACAUCUAUGAUAUCAUCACUUACAACUGUACUAUUAGUGAAAUAUCGUGACCAUCUCCGAACAAUUUUUAGUUUAUGGAGACUUAAACUUGGAAUCUCUGUGAAAGAAUAGUGUAAAUUAUAUGACGAGAUGAAAUUGAACCACGGAAAGUACAAAAACUUUAUUGGGUAAGGAACGAGAAAAAGAAAAAUUCUCGACUCGUAUUACAUUGUUGUGUCGUUGCAACAAGCUGGAGUCUAUUUACGUUAAAGUAAAUUUUGUAUCAUGCUUUGCUGUUUCAGGUCACCCGGCAAAAGAAACUGUACAGUUAGUGAACGAGGAGAACAUCCCAUUCACUUUUUCAUUCAGCGAAUCGUCUUGUCACACAGAAGGAUAUGCGUCUAGUCUGUCUGUGGAGCCCAUGUCUGGAACAGUCCUACCCAAGGCCAGGUAUGAAAUGUCUUCUCAUCUUAAUGAAUUAGAUUACAAAUAGUGCAUGGAGUAAAUCAUAUUUGCCCUAACCGGUGACUGAGUGACGCAGUUAUCCUCGCAUGCAAAGGACAGUGUAAGAGUGUGAAGAAGUAAUGCCCGAAAAAAAGUGUGUGCGCUUUGACUUGGCUUGAAUUCGUUCUUCUCAUACUGGGUUGCGGUUUUAACACUUUGUACCUUAACAUUGAUAUGUAUACUCCGCUUCACUGGUCUUCUACAUUUCUUGUGAAGCUGACAAGGAAAAUUUGUUUAUCAAUCUGAAGCUUCUUAAGUUUAUGAUCAUUUCCUGUAUUCUCGUAAAUUUAAGUUAUCCAGGGGUGAUAUUGUAAGAAGAAAUUAAGUACUAUGGGGGGUCAAAGGAUCAAAAUGUCUUAUGAUUGGCUAUUGACAAUGUGUAGUAUACAAACAGUUGUGUUUACACCUCAAACAUUCACUCAGUGCUGUUGCAUAUUUUUUCAGGCUACCAAUCGAAAUCUCCUUUACAGCAACUGAACAGAAGGAAGUAAACUUCAAUGUUCUGUGUCAUGUGAAAAAGAAAACAUCUCCUCUAACCUUGAAUGUGAAGGCAGAGGGGUAUGCCAUGAAUGCGCAGCUUGUUUGCGAAGAUUCACAGGGAAACAAAGUGGAGCUUACAUCUAAAGGAACAAACAGAAUCAACUUAGGAAUGGUUAGUUUUGUAAAGAAAAACAUAACUGGCAAAAUAUAUUUUAAAACGAAACGUUAAAUAUCUGUUUGCUUUUGAAGCCGGAAUAGCCUUCGACUUAUUAUUCAUAUCAGUAGAAAGAGCUGAUUAUUUGAGUUGAGGAUACAAGUGGGAAAUUUCGGGGUGCAAUAACUACGCCAAGUGCUUCGCUGAUCGUUUGAAGGUGAUUACACUGGUCGAUGCACUCUUUUGUUGUCUUUCUCCUUUUCGUUCGCUCUCUUUUUUACUGUUAUAUCAUCAGGUCAAAACAUUUCAAACCUUGUUAGAAUCUAAGAGCUGGUUAUAGCAAUGAAAUUAACUUCAUUGCACUUAUCAGUACAAUAUGAAUCUUACACCAUCCUUUUAACGGAUCUUAAGUGGCACUACUCUCUCGCUAUAUUAAUAUAUGACUACCAUCAAUUUAAAGGAGACUCGAGGGUAUAAGUAUUGAUUUGGUUAAAAAAGAAACCGCAAAAAAAUAAAAGAGGGUGGCUGAAGAUGGUUUGAACAGAUUGCUAGUAACGAUUUAUCUUUGUAGGUUGCACAAACCAUCAGCUGGCUCCUUAAAGAAGUCGGUAGCUAAUAAUAAAAUGAAUUUGUUCUUUUUUACUCUCGUUUAAGGUUGAAAUCAACGAAAAAGCCACCCGACAGUUGUUUGUCAUCAACUCAGGGAAAUUUAAUUUUGACUUUUCGUGGGAGAUCCAUAACCGGACUAAGCUUAAGGGCCUCAGGGUUCUCGAUGGGGAGAAGCUUGUAUCAGUGACUCCUGAAAGUGGGACGGUGCCAUGUAAUACUCGUAAGAGAUGUCAGUUAGCUUUCUGUCCACCUGGGAGACUUUCACUGACAGGAUGCGAUCUACUGUUAAAGGUAUUGGUGAUUCACUUUUGGCAGUUUGUAGAAAGGCAUGUUGUGAAUGUAGGUUUGCUCCUUGCUGGAGACAUUGCUGUUUCGGGUUUACCUUUGAACUAAGCUAUGGCUUUGCCAAAUGCAUCAGGCAAUCUUUCUGGAUAAGUGAUAUCGAAUCAUUUUACGACAGAAAUGUGAAAAUUGUUCUGAUUUGACUUUGUGUUGAAUUGAAUUUAUAGUGCUUCAUGGAAAUUUGUGUUUCAUCUGUGGGAGUUAAAGUUUCAUCUCUGAACUAUAUACAGCUUCUCUUAACUGCAUUCUUACAUGCAGAUAACUUUUCUUUGUGUGCUUGUCUGUAGAUCACCAAUGGCCCAACGUUCACCAUAAAUCUAACAGGGACGGGUAUACAGCCUGGACUCAACUUCUCUUUUGUGAGGCAUGACUUUGGUCCGUGUUUCCUGUACCGUGCUGGUAUGCCUCGGAAACGGACUACGUUGAUCAUUAAGAACGAAGAUACAAAAGAUAUCAGGUAAUGUGUUGAUCUGUUUCACAACUAUUGUUACAUUUCACAUUUGCCUUUGAGUCCAGUGUGACUUCACAAGAAUCAACUUAGCAGAUUAAUUUAAGGAAUAGUUGCGCAAAUGAUCUUGAAUUAGAGUUUGUUGCUUUUUCUGUCUACCUUUUACCAGGUUUUAAUUUCACUAUUUUCGUGAAAGUGAUUGACAACAGUGGGUAAACUGCCUGGAAGCCCCAUUUUAUUUAAGAAUAUGGGAGGGAUUCUGAUUCCCUUCAGUUCACUCUUUCUAAUUCGAAGAAGCUGUAGAAACAUCCCACUUGAUAAUAAACAGACGCUGCAGAUUUUACUCAGUGUUCAUCCAAAGAAUGUUUGCGAACAUGGUAUCUGACUAUUCUUGGAAAAUACGAUUUAACUCGAACCACGUAAUUCAUGUCUGUAACACCUUACUAUACUUUUCAGUAUUGAGUGUCAAUACGAGAAUACUGCCCACCUUGAGGUCGCCUGUCUACCUGGAGUCCUGAUACCAAACCAAGCCAUGCAGGUAGAUAUUGUGUUUUAUCCCCGGGAAGCCAGGAGAUAUCACGAGGUUAUCCCGUUUGAGAUCAACGGUCUGUCCACCAUGAAUGUCGAGAUAUUUGGCGAGGGAACCGACAUGAAGGUAAUUUGUUUUGCUCGAUAUAGUGCUCGGCAUUGCCUUUUUGUCUCUGUAAAGAAUAUAGCGUGUUACCUGAAAUAGUUUUGUUGCAAAUUUGGUCUGUAAAAAAUCUUCUCACGGCAUCAGGGAUACGCCAGAAAGUUGAUACACCAAUUUAUUUGUUAUUUUUUACGUUGAUCAGGGAAUUUGUUUCCUACCGUUUGUCCACCAAGCCCGCAGACAAGCUCUAACUACUUGCUAGGGUCACAGAACAGCUUGUUGUCCGGCACUAGCUACACAUUUGCUACGCCUUAGAACUUUGAAUCGAACUAGUUUAAGAGUAAUACCAGACUGUAAACAAGAAGCAACGGAAAAGGCUCUCGAGGAACUACACAACGACUUUUGAAUUGAUAUUUUGUCUCUUGCCAAACUACUUUAAACUCGAGAAAGAAUAAGAAUACAAAAUAUUGGUGGUUUAACGUAGGAAAAGACAAAAAAGGCGUUGAUAAGCUAGGGAAGAACAAAACUUGCGAAGGAUGUAGACAGUAAAAAAAUAAAUUGUAAAUAACGAAAUUGAAAAAUUUUGGCUGGAGUGCUGAAACCGUGACAGUUCUUAUUUGUUAUUACUCGCAGGUAGAGGUCGCUAAUCCUUCAGACAGAAAAGUAAACUUUGGCGCCUUGCGUGUCGGCCAAACAAAUCAGCGGAGUGUAAAGUUAGUGAACCGCAGCCCUGCACCAAUCACGUUCACCCUAGCCAUCACACCAGCUGUAGUGGCGCUUCAACAAGCAAACAUUCUCACUAUUAGCCCCUCUACGGAAAUCACUCUUAGGGCCAAUGGCGGCACGUAUGGCGUGGACCUGACUUUCAAACCGAAAACACGCAUACCACAGUUUACUGAAGAGGUAAAUUAAGUGCUCAAUAGUUUUUUUUUACUUUUGACAAAGACGCUAUUCUGUUACGUUGUGUUAUGUGCCUGUAGACUGUUUAUUUUCCGCCAACGGCGGCUUGUGGUUAUUUCUUUAUUCCGCGUCGAUCAAAAACACAUUUCGUUUCUUGCUUCAUGUAGCAUACUAUAUCCGUCAGAAUUAAUAAUGAUCUUUCUGCAUCAUAUGUUUCAUCUAUUCCUGUCUUUAAAUACGUAAGUCAAACACCGCUUGAAUUUUCCUUUGUCCUUGCACUGAAACGCUUCAUGAGAUAAGAAUAUAAUUCAACACAUCUCCGUUGAAAACAGUGAAUAUCUACUGGUGCUUUAGAAUGAUAUUAAGAUAUUGGUCGAUGCGUCGUUCAAAAAACAUUGGAUUUUUCAAGUAAAUAUCCAUUUAUUCUUCACGCUGCAGGUGAUGUUGGAGUGUGCCGGCAUGUCCCAGCCCAUCUUUGUGGUAACAGGCUCUUGUCAAGGAAUAGAGAUCACGUUGGACAGCGACUCGGUGCCGUUUGGCGCUGUAGUUCUUGGCAGUCGCAGCACGAGGAAGCUGAUCAUGCACAACACAGGAGACAUCGGAGCAGCCUUUACUUGGAAUGUAGAAAAGUUUCAACCUGAUUUCUCCAUCUCACCAGUUAAAGGUUACAUUUCACCCGGAAUGGAAGUGUCCUUCGAGAUCGUGUUUCAUCCCACUGUGGUGAAUCAUGAUAUAAGAUACGAGGUAUGAAGCACAUCCGUUCGCGAACUUUCAGAUAAUUAUAAGCAUGAAAAAUACGUAUUAUUUAUUUGUUGAUUUGAAUAGAACAGGGUUAAAUAACCAUGAUAACACCCAUGAUUUAACUUAUAAACCAUGAACAGCGAUCAUGUGAUAUGUAAGCUUUUCAAGUUCUCCUCAGCAGUCCAUUUACCUUCAAAAUCUUGUAGCUCACUCACAAAUUAGAUUUCAACUAAUUAUUUCAUUAAUUCGCCGACUCAGCUCAAUACAUUUUUUUAGAAACCAAUAAUUUUGCACUUCUGUGAUACCUGACCGUCGUGUGUGUUUUUCUCAACAGAGUUUGCGUUGUGCCAUUGAAGGUGGUAAAGCGCUGAAGCUCGUUUUGACGGGAAGCUGUAUCCCACAGACACCCCUAAAGGAGGUAAAAUACCCCAGCUUACUAUGAAAGAGAAACUACUUUUACUAUCGCUCUGAGGAAUAAGCAGAAAACCCAAGGCUUGCGUUUUAAAAUCUUUUGCCAGGUACCUAAAGGACACCUGGUUAGCUUAAUUUGUGGAAACUGGAUGAUUGUGUGGGUUAGGGAUGCCAGGCCUGACCAAAACUCAGGUUCUUUAAAAUAUGUACAAGAAGAAUGUGUUGCCUUUGUCACCUACAACGAUAUAUGGGUAGACAUGGAUUGGGACUAUAGGACUUUUAAACCUUGUCUUCAGCUAACUCACACGUAGUCUGAGGAGGGGACUUAAUGAAACCAUGCCCAAAAGGGCUUCUACUACCUUGUGUCGUAUAAUCCAACUUUCUCAAACACAUAAAGAAACUAACAUACGACCAAAGCUUUCCCUUACUAUUGUUAACGUUGUGUUAACUUGCACUCUUUCCUAUUAGAUGCUUCACUUUGCGACCCAUGUUCGCACUCGUGACACGCGUAAUCUUGUCAUACAUAACCGGACAAACCAGUUAUGGAUGCUGCGGCCUGUGAUUGACGGUGAAUACUGGUCUGGUCCUGACACCAUUACUGUGGAGCCACAACAGAGUAAAAACUAUGAGUUAACCUACAGACCACUUACUAUGACUCAGGAAGGAAAGAAACACUUGGUAUGAGUAGUUCCGUUAUCAUUUUAUUUCAUCGUACCGCAGUGCUCUGCGUUACAUUGUCGGCGCUGCGUGGCAUUGAUUGUAAUUUCUGAAUUUUAGGAAGGGAGAGCUUUUUAAUUGUUAAUUGCGGGUUAAAAUAUGGUUUUUUCUACAUCACUCUCCGAGUCAUUCAGCCUGUUCACUCUUGGACGAUACCGAGUGUUAUGCAUUAUCUAAUACAGUAAUUUGUCGAUAUUUAGAGGAUUUGACCCAUUCCAUCAAAAUCAAUCUUCCUUACUGAUUUUUAAAAACAAAGAUUUGGCCUUAAAAAACAAAGAUUUUUAAAACAAGGAUUUGGCAUUAAAAUGCCUAAUCUUUGUAAGCCUAAAAUGCGUCGUGAUGUGACGCACUCUAGGGGUGAGAAACAACUCUUAGAUUUACGGCAGAACCAGGAACCCAAGUCAUGGGCUCCUGGCAGAACCUAUGCUUAUCAAAAACACCGGUAGAAUCCGAACUUUUUCAUGUUUCUGAAGAAAACUCCUGGUUGGAUUAUGUUUAAGUUGCACCUUUUUUUAAAUCUCAUCGAGUAACGUGAUUCAAGUAUUUAAGGGUUGCAUAUUUCUGUUUCAGGGCUCUGUUUUUUUCGCUCUCCCGGAUGGCAAUGGUCUCCUAUAUAACGUGACUGGUAAUGCAGAGGGUCCUAAGCCGGUUAACAACAUACAGAGAGAGGUACCUUGUAAAACGUCCUACACUGAAAUGCUCACUGUCACCAACUGGCUGCGAAGACCUCAGAGGUUCGUGAAACGGUUUCUCUUCUUUCGUGAAUCUUUUGAUAAAGCUAAAGAAUUCGUAAUUUUAAAGGUUUAGUGAUUCUCUAAAGGUGUGCUAGAUACAGAAAUUAGCAGUUGAAGUGAAAUUGUUUUGAUAGAAUAUUUCACUGAGCGCAACUCCAGUUAUAACGAGUUUAAUUAGCUCCCUAAACUUUUAAAAGCUCUUCAUCAAUAACAAGAAACACAACUUGAAAUUUCAAUCAUUUACAAUUUUUAUCUACCCAUUUUAACCCUAGCAGUACGUUACAGUGUAUGGUAAACAAACAUGACAAAGCUUUCACGCCCAUUUCACACUAUAACCAACCCUCAAAAUCUGACCUACAAGUAUUGAAUAUGAUGACAGCCUUGGAGUCAUUGAAACUCUCUUCAAUUCCAUUUUCUUUUUUAAGGGAAAUUCUUUUUAUUGUCAUGAAAUUGUUUUGAUCCAUUCUUCAUAAAGAAUUGGUACUGAGAAAACUAUUGGGAUUAAUAGUAUUUGUAGUUGUGUUGUAGCUUUUUGCGGCACCUAUGCCUCACGUUCUGUGGGAUUUUAAUUCAGUACCAAUGCAUAUAUUGUUACGUUAGAUUCCGCGUGAUAAUAGAGAUGCUGAAACCUGACAGACCAGACAGCGCUACUACGCUAAAGGGACUGGACUACAUCGAUGUCCCAGGUCUCUCCAAACGAGAAUACAGAUUGAACUUCUUUGCUCACAAAGAGGGAACGUUCAGUGCAAAGGUAAGAAAUUUUAGAGUCACUUUUUACUACUAAAUGUUAUGGCUUCAAACCCGUGGACUUUUUUAAUUGUUUUGGGGCAUCUAGUAGAAAGUACGGCAUUCGUAUGAGGUAAAAGGUCACGGUAUUUGCUUCCAAUUUUUUUCAUUGAAAAGUUUUCACAAACAUGGAUGCAACAAAUUAACGCUGCCAGCUAGAGUAUCAGUUUUUCUUCAUACUUUACCUUUUCUUUGCAAUGUAAUAGUGCAUCUAACUGUAGUGAGGUGAACAAAGACUUUUUAAAAGCAAGGAAAUACUCUAAAAGAAAGUGUAAGGCUAUAAUGAUAACCGUAAUUUACUAUAAGUGCGAGAGACUGGCCGGUAAAAUAUUUAUCCCAAUAAUAGAAAGUCUGCGGUUACUCGAAUUUUUCCGUCGUUGUUUUUCUCUGAUUCUGUUGUUAAUCUACGGAUCUUCAACUUGCAGGUAAUAUUCAGGAAUGAACAGGGCGGAGAAUAUCUGUUUUAUUAUGUGACUUUCAAGGCAGUGCCCCCUGGUGUAAUGGCUACCAUUGACUUGUCCACGCCCAUACGUAAGAGCACGUCACAUGUGGUGAUGUUACACAAUCCCCUCAGUACCCCUGUGACAUUCAAUUCUCAGUGCUCUGUGGCUGACAUCCAGCUGCCGCCAAGUUUCACCGUUCCUCCUUUAUCUGAGGUUAGUGCAUGCCUUGUUUUAAGAUACUUUAUGGGCUAGGUUUCUUGUGAUUAUAACAGCUUGUUGUACUUCAAUUCCAGAUAUGGUGCUACAUUAACUCUGGUCACCUUUCGUAGAGUGACUUUUGUGCUUUUCAAAACUAUUAUCUUGCACGUACUUUUGGGUUUUUGUUUUGAGGUUUAUUUUUCAUGUCUCCCCUAUUAUAAAAGUUUUUUUUUACCUCCGGAGAGUCCUUCAUGUUUGACGAAGAAUUAAAAUAAAAAUUAGAGGUAGUCCGUAUUUAAGCAGUGAUUAAGUUUAUCAUGAGUUUCUUUUCGUCUCUUCACUCUAGGGCUCGUGUAUGUUUGAGUACCUCCCGCUGAAGGCUGGUGAGUUAACAGGCCGACUCUCCUUCAGCAGUUCAGAGUUAGGCGUGUAUCAGUAUGACCUCAACCUAACCGCAACACCUGCCGGGACGGAGGCUCCUGUUCAUUUCCGUGCAGGCCUGGGUACCAGUCAAAGUCAGACCUGUCGAUUUGUAAACUUUGCCAAGUCUAAAGUCGAAUACAGCUGCAAGGUAGUAACAUUUCUUCCACCUUUGUUGCUUGCUGUUCAAAUAGUUUUGAGCUAAGUCGAAGACCAGAAUAAAAGCACUGGAAUUGAAUUACACAGUUUGUCAUGGAGUUUUGAGCCACAGAUAAUAAUGAUAUCAAGUGCAGGUUUGUAGCGAGACAAUGGCGCGACAAGUGAAAGGAGAGGGGGGAGGGGUGACACCUGGUUAGGAAUUAUUAGGUCUCCACAUUUUGAGAAUUUCUGCCUUGUUAAUCUUUUCCAUCAUCGAUAUCCAACUUCCUUUUUGGUUGAUUCAUCCCGCUCAGCUGUUUUUCUUUUCUUUUUGAUCUCAAGAGUAUUUUGCAGCUCCUUCUCGUUGAAGGCAAGAAGGGAUCAAAAUCCUUUUUCGGUGUAGCCCUUAAAUUUGAUACUUGGAGGAAUCGAUUGUGGGAAGUGUUGUAUGAUUUUCUCUAGUUUUCACUUAUCGAGUUUACUCUCUCUUAAGGUGGACAACACUGAUUUCCAUGUUGAAAAGAAUAUCACGGCAGCCUCAGCGUCAAGUGGAGGCACAGAGGUUGGUGUGGAAGUGACCUAUGAACCAUCCCGUCUGGGUGAUACUCGCGCUACUCUGACCGUUUUCUCCCCAGUAGGAGGAGAAUACGUGUUCCCACUGUUUGGUCACUGCAGUUCUCCAAAACCUCAGGGUCCUUACUCGAUCAAAGCGAGUGCAACAACCUCAAUUCCGUUUAAGAAUGUGUUUUCACACACUACUCAAUUUACCUUCUGUCUGGAUAGUCCGUGUUUUAAUGUGAAGGCGAGCGAGAGCGUCCGUGCUAAGAAGACCCAUAAUAUUAUCGUUGGUUUCGAGGGAAACCAAGGAGGUUCCAAGGCUCCGCGCAUGGGCAGACUCAUGGUCACGUGUCCGAGGAGCGCAGGUGGUGCUGGGAAUGUUACUUGGACCUUCUACCUGAAGGGCCUCACUCCGUGAAAUUAAACUGAGUUAAAUUUCCGUUUCAUUUGUACAAAAGGAGUGCAAUCUUUUUUGAACAUGGUGUAGUUCUUCAACUUGUAGAUAUCAUUCAUUUCACAAUAAUGUUUACGCAUGCAUUCGAUACACUUUCCUUAACGUGUUUAAUGUAAACAUUUUGUGACUAAGGUCAUGUUUUUUCAUAUUAUCGCGAUUAUGAAGUUGCUUUGAUAUCAAGUCAUGCCAAG